AGGUGAGAAGGGUCAGAGGUCACGGGAGCUGUAGAGAUUGUCGGGUGUAAGUGCGAGAGGUGAGGGGGUCGGUGGGCGUGGGAGCGAGAGGACCGAUGAGGGAUGGAAAGGAGGAGAGAGGCGAGUUGAGGGACGCAGAGGUUACAAUGACUGGGGAACAGAGGGAAAUGAACCGGCGACUGCAAUAUACCUCCUCAUCCUUAUCCUUUCCUCUCCAACUUCCCCCUCUCCUCACCGUCCCCUCCCUAUCCUACCCUGCUCCUAUCCAUCUACUUCUUCUCGUUAUCCUCACCCCUCCUCCCACCUUCACCCUCCCUCCCUCGCUCACCGCCCCAUCCUGAACCACCAAUGCCCCACGACCCUGCCCCCACUGCCAGGGUGAGUGUGAAGAUGCAUGCCGAGUGCGGGCUGAGGACAGUGACGGCCGACCAGCUGACGGAGAAACAUCCCCUGGGGGAGGGGGGCUUUGGCCGAGUGGUCCGGGCAUGGUACCGUCCCUGGGGCAUGGAGGUCGCCAUUAAGAUGCUUCACGGGGCAUCCCAGACGCUGGACAAGGACGCUCGCCGGGAAGCGGAGCUGAUGAGCAGCCUGCGGUUUCCGCAUGUUGUCUUUCUUGUGGGCCUCUACUGCCACCCCGAGGAGCCGCUGGGUAUCGUGAUGGAAUUCCUGCCCUUGGGCUCGCUGGCCUCCGUCCAGGAGCGGCUGAGCCUCCUGCCCGCCCUACGCGUCCGGCUCAUCCACGAGGUGGCGCUGGGGAUGAACUACCUCCACGGACUGGACACUCCUCUUCUCCACCUCGACCUCAACCCUCGCAAUGUCCUGCUGGACGGAGAGCUCCACGCCAAGAUUGCCGACUUUGGGCUCUCGAAACUGAAGCGGAGGUCCUCGGGCGACAGUUCCUGCUUGGUCGCUGGGACGCUGGAGUACCUUCCUCCUGAAUGCUUUGACCCUGGCAAGGAUCACUACAAACCUGGCCCCCCCACAGAUAUCUACAGCUUCGGGAUCAUCAUCUGGAGCAUCCUGACGGGGAAACAGCCCUACGGAGCACUGAACAACCAGACCCUGAUCAGGAUGCUGAUCCCAAAGGGGCAGAGACCGGAUCUCCACGACCUGCCAGCAGAGGACGAGCUGGAGGGGCUGGAAGUCCUGACGAAGCUCAUGGCGGAGUGCUGGAGCAACACACCGGAAAUACGGCCACCAUUCAAAGACAUCCUGGUGAUCACAGAGAAGGUUUUCCAAUUUCACCGUGGGACAAUUCUGGAUGCUGUCCAUCGCCUUCUGUCCAACCUUAAUUCCCAGCCCACCAGCAGGACCCUCUCUUCCAGGACCGCUGACUCCAUCGGAUCACUGCGCAGUGAGGACUCCCACUGGACGGACCCUCGGUCCCAGCCCCCGACAUCUCCGCAGACCGACACCGAGGCACGGGAAGGCGAGCAGAGGAGGGGCCUGCUUCCUCACCCACCAGCGGAGGGAGGAGCGACCGCCUGCCCAGUCAGAGAACAGGAAGAAAGAAUGUCAGCUCCUCUAAUAGCGGAUCAUGGGAGAAAACCGCCACCCACGGCUACCCCUGGGAUGAGGCAGGAGUGCAGUGAAGGCAGGCAGCAGGCCAGUGCUCAGAGGAAGCUCCCAGAAGAGCCGGGAUGCUCAGCAGGCACGUUCUCAACUGGAAUGACGGGAGAAGGGGUAGAACAGGGACAGCACUACAGAGAAAGAGGCAAGAUCACCAUGCUGGCUUCCAGGAUCGAAGGGCUGCAGAUCGGCAACAGGAACACAAUGCACAUCAUCCGGAGGUCCCCGAGGAAGUAGAUUUCCUGGAUUCCUUACCUCCCACCCAACCCCAGCCCCGCGUUCGCCACCGUGCCUUCUGGGGACGGGGCAGUGGGGAGAGCAGAUGUGGAAAGACCAGGGAACAGGCCAUCCAGCCCAGUGAGUUGGUGCUCAUCAUCACACUCCGAUGCCACGCCCCAGCACUUGGCCCACAUCCUACCAGACCUCGCCUUCAUCUGGAUAUGUCUCAAAUGCUGAGGGUGUCCCUGUCUCUGAUAUUGGGCAGUGAAGAAGGUGUGUGGUGCCCUUGCCUGUAUACGCCAGGGAAGAGGAGGGUUGGGGUGUUGCCCAAGUCGGGUGUAGCUCGUAGUCACCAGUCCGGUGAGGUACAUAUACAACGAAAACUUGCAGCAGCAUCACAGGCACGUUGGUUAGAAAUAACACACAGAACAUAAAUUAUAUAUUAAUUUUACCAGACAGCAAAGAAACAAACUGCAUAACAAGACCUUUGUGGGUGAAGAGAGAGAAAACAAGGAGAUAAGUCCCUGGUAAUGAAAGAGGCAGGUCUGUAAUGGUCUGUUGCUGAUGUAGCAUUAGGUUAGUGUGGGUUGGUUCAAGAACUGAAUGGUUGCAGGGAAGUUGCUGUCCCUGAACCCAGUUGCGUGGGACUUAACCUCCUGGUCGAUGGUAGCUGUGAGAAGAUGGCAUGGCCCUUAUGGUGGGGACUUUUGAUAAUUAGAUACAUCCUUCCUGAUUCUGUGUAGCUCUGGGUGCCACCUUACAGGUUGUGCUGGAAAGAGUGCAGAGGAGAUUUCCCCAGGUUGUUUCCUGGUUUGGAGAAAUUUAAUCAUGGAGAGAGAUCGGCAAGGACGGGAUUGUUUUCCCUGGAGUAAAGGAGGCUGAGGGAGACCUGGUAUAGACAGGGUAGAUAAUCAGAAAUCCUUUUCCCUGUAGGAGGGGUUACCAAAACCAAGUGGGGGAGGUGGGGGCUAUGGGGAGACGAAGGAUACUUAAGAGGGAUCUGAGGAAUAAGUGCAUUUCACUCCAGGGAGAGAUGGAUAUCUGGGAAUAGCUGCCAGAGGAGGAGGUGGAAGGAUUUACAAUCAAAUAGCAAUUAGCCAAUGACUCUGAUAGUGAGAUACGGUCCUAAUGCGGGAAAAUAGGAUUGGUGUAGGUGGGGGGGGGGGUAGAAAAGUCACCAUGAAUGCGGUGAGUUGAAAGCACUCUGUGUUGGCCUCAGAUCCCCAUCAAUACCUCCUCCCCCUUCCUUUCUGACGUGCCACCAUCUCGAGCGCAGACUGGGGAAUGGUGUUCAUAAGUCGGCACGAACUCGAUGGGCUAAGAGCCUGAUAAUGUGGAGCGCCUCUCCGUGAAUGUUGGGGGAGAUAACAAGGGGGCAGAAUGUUGGGGUAGGGCUGCUCCUGUUUGUUCUGCUGGGGAUUCCAAUCCCUUGAUUUAUAAAUGUUAAACUGGAAACAUACCUGCAGAUGCUGGAAAUCUGAAAUAAAUUUCUGGAAACUCAUGUCCAUUCAUUCGGCGUCUGUGGAGAGUCACAAGGGUCAUUCCUUCUUCCAAACAAACCUGGCGUUAGAUUUGAGGAAUGAGAUUGCCUCAGUAAGGAGGUGGGGCAAGAAGGGAUGAGGAUAUCAGGAUUACGCCUAGCAAAGAUAGCUGUCUAGAGGUCUUGAAAAUGGGUAGCAGUGGAUUCUGCCUGGGGACACUGGCUAGUGAUGUUCCAGGAGGAUACUCGUGCCUGGGUAACUGUGGAGACCAAACACACAAUGUCCCUGGACAGCUGGGCACCUUUAUGGGAUAAACAUCAUUAUUGACAGAGAUGGAAGUAUCUUAAUUUAAUUUAGUUCAUGUUAAUAAUUGUGUUAUUGUCUCUGUUGUAGUAUAGUAGAAUGUAAGUUGAAGUAAAGGAAUUUUUAUCAAGAUUAAGGACACAGAACAUGGUAGCCACUUGAUAGGCUUAUGUCCGCUGCAGAUCACAGCAUCUGCACUCUACCGACUACAGGGGCAGCUCACUCUUUCAGCAAACCCUGCCACAUCCCCCACCUCGCCCUACCGACUGGAUGAACAAGGGCAGCAGACGCAACAGCCACAGCACCCCUUGGAAGUUUCCCUACAAACCGUCGCGUCCAUCCUGAUUUGGAAGUACUUCCCCAUUACAUCACCGCGGCUGGGUCAGGCACCCAGAGCUCCCUCUCUUCGGAAGAAUGUGGGUUAUUGUGGGUGCUGCCCAUGCCUCGAGGACUGCAGCAGUUCAAGAAGCCAGUUGACUGCAUCUUCCUGAAGGGUGUAACUCUUGCUUCGGCUAGCAGCUUAAUAUAGGGGAUGAUAGCCCCGCCCUCUCCUUUGGCUGAACGCUGCGUGAUUUUUUUCUCUGUUACAAAUCAGUAUCUCAAAAUAACAAACAGUACACAAUAUGUGAUUAAACAAUUAAGCUUUAUAAUUCUUA
Molecule: messenger RNA, 4228 nt
Organism: Hypanus sabinus (Atlantic stingray)
Lineage: Eukaryota; Metazoa; Chordata; Chondrichthyes; Myliobatiformes; Dasyatidae
Product: ankyrin repeat and protein kinase domain-containing protein 1-like
Exons: 12
Coding region: 349-1806 (485 amino acids)
Biological process (GO): protein phosphorylation
Molecular function (GO): JUN kinase kinase kinase activity; ATP binding
Source: RefSeq, a predicted model, not a curated record